Anolis sagrei ordinatus is the source of this 4955-nucleotide messenger RNA. It is a transcript of the gene OLFM1, whose product is annotated as olfactomedin 1. Lineage: Eukaryota; Metazoa; Chordata; Lepidosauria; Squamata; Anolidae. Gene Ontology annotation, biological process: signal transduction. The record is from RefSeq and is a predicted model, not a curated record.
UCCCGCCCCCUUUGGCUCAGUCCUCGCCCGGCCAAGCCUUUGCAAGGAAGGCAAGAGAGAAGCAGCUGGUGGGGGAAAGGGAGAAGAGGAAGGAGGAAGAAGGCUGGGGAGGGGGAGAGCCAGCCAAAGCAUUGCAGAACCCUCCUCUGAUUGACUUGUUGUGGAGAGCUGCUCUCCACUCAGCAAAGGAUUGGCAGGAGCUGUCCAUUUCAGCACCACUCCGCGCAGCCUUGGAGCUGUCCAUUCAGCACCAGGAUCUCUCCUGAGCGCAGCCUUGGAGCUCUCCCUUUCUCUGCUUUCCGCCUUGCCGGGAUGGGGCGGGAUGGCCUCCUCUCCGGUGCCGCCUCCGCCCAGGAUGCCGGGGCCGAGGCACAGGGCAUCCCGGCUGCCGCGCUCAGGGAACCCGGCUCAGAAUGAAGACGGAGGAGGAGGAGGCAGCGGCCGGAGUGCCUGAGCGGCGGAGGCGGCGGAGGAAGGGGGUCGGAAAGGGAGGCGGCGGCAACGGUGGCCCCCCAGCGCCGCCAUGUCGGUGCCCUUGCUGAAGAUCGGCGUGGUCCUCAGCACCAUGGCCAUGAUCACCAACUGGAUGUCCCAGACCUUGCCCUCCUUGGUGGGGCUCAACACCACCAAGCUCACCGCCGCGUCCGGGGGCACCUUGGAUCGGAGUACCGGAGUGUUGCCGACCAACCCCGAGGAAAGUUGGCAGGUGUACAGUUCUGCCCAGGACAGCGAGGGGCGGUGUAUAUGUACGGUGGUGGCCCCUCAGCAGACGAUGUGCUCACGUGAUGCCAGGACAAAGCAACUGCGGCAGCUAUUAGAAAAGGUACAAAACAUGUCCCAGUCCAUAGAGGUGUUGGACCGGAGGACCCAACGGGAUCUACAGUACGUCGAGAAAAUGGAAAACCAGAUGAGAGGGCUGGAAACAAAGUUCAAGCAGGUGGAAGAGAGCCACAAACAACAUCUGGCAAGGCAGUUCAAGGCGAUAAAAGCGAAAAUGGAGGAGCUUAGGCCCUUGAUCCCAGUGUUGGAGGAGUACAAAGCCGAUGCCAAAUUGGUUUUGCAGUUUAAAGAGGAAGUCCAGAAUCUGACGUCAGUUCUAAACGAGCUCCAGGAGGAGAUUGGCGCCUUUGACUACGAAGAGCUACAGAACAGAGUCUCAAAUCUUGAAGAGAGGCUGCGGGCGUGCAUGCAAAAAUUAGCCUGCGGGAAACUGACAGCAAUCGGCGAUCCGAUUACAGUAAAAACAUCUGGAUCGAGAUUUGGUUCCUGGAUGACGGAUCCGGUGGCUCCAGAAGGUGAAAACAAGGUCUGGUACAUGGACAGCUACCACAACAACCGCUUUGUUCGGGAGUACAAAUCCAUGUCGGAUUUCAUGAACACGGACAACUUCACGUCCCAUCGCCUUCCCCAUCCAUGGUCCGGGACGGGCCAAGUGGUCUACAACGGCUCGAUCUAUUUCAACAAAUACCAAAGCCACAUCAUCAUCAAGUUUGACUUGAAGACGGAGACCAUCCUCAAGACGCGGAGCUUGGACUACGCCGGCUACAACAAUGUCUACCACUACGCCUGGGGUGGGCAUUCGGACAUUGACCUCAUGGUGGACGAGAACGGCCUGUGGGCCGUCUACGCCACCAACCAGAACGCGGGGAACAUUGUCAUCAGCAAGCUGGACCCCAACACCUUGCAGAGCCUCCAGACGUGGAACACCAGCUACCCCAAACGCAGCGCCGGAGAAGGCUUUAUCAUCUGCGGCACUUUAUACGUCACCAACGGUUACUCCGGCGGCACCAAGGUGACGUACGCUUACCAGACCAACACCUCCACGUACGAGUAUAUAGAUAUCCCCUUCUUAAAUAAAUACUCCCACAUUUCCAUGUUGGACUACAACCCGAAAGACAGGGCUCUCUACGCCUGGAACAAUGGUCACCAGAUACUUUACAACGUCACGCUCUUCCACGUCGUCCGAUCUGACGAGUUGUAGUCCACCCGAACGGUCGGGUAAACAGAACGCCGGCAACGAAGAAGCCAGAGCUCUGUGCAAUAUAUGGAAAUAGAUUUUAUAGAAAACCCAGCUGCCAAAAUAGCCAAAGGAGAGGAGCCGUUGUUGUCAAGGUCGGCGCACCGCUCUCCGAUGGUUAACGAAAAGUGCGCUCCCAAAAAAACCAGGGGUAAACAAUAACAAUACAAGAGACCACUCAUUUGCAGCUGGAACUGCACUUGACAAACCAUUUUAUUUUUCGGUUGUGGUUUGGUUUUGAUUUUCCAGGGGUUUGGGGGAGAUUUCGGGGGGGGUUGUUUCUUUGCCUUCUUUUGUUCCAAUAGCAACGCUGUAGUAAAAUGUCAAGGCAAUGACUGUUGGAAAUGUAUCGUCGAGGUGGGUAGGGACACACGUUUCUCUCUCUCUCUCAUCCGCACCCACCCACUCUAUUUUGGUGUUUUGCAUGGACAUUUCCUACAUCACAACCGGCUCCGAUGGUUGUAUGGAGUUGUUGGGAAAAGGGGUGUUCAUUAAAUAUCCCCCCCCCCCCGACCCACUUCCUGUGGACUGAGAGCAAUACAACUUGGCCCAGUUCUGAGUCCUUCUUUCCAUCGGUGCCACCAUCUAGGGACACACUCUUCUUCCAUCUUUUGAAGCAAAUGUCAACACCUCACUUCUGGAAGUCAACAGGUUGCUCCAAAAGCUAUGUUGUGACUUCAGAAAGCAGAGUCUCAUCAUCUGAGAAAGGCUUGCCCUUCCAAAAUAACUUCCUUGUUGGAAAGAGGUGGCAGUCCGAUGGUGCGAGGUGGGGUGAAUCAGGAGGAUGCGGAAGAAUGUCCAAGCCACAGGAGCAUGCUUCUUCCAUUUGGGCAACAGGUGAGUUGGGAACGGGUGCCUUGCCUUGCCUUUGGUGAGCGUGCCACAUUGUCUCUUGGUUUGGAUGGCCUCCCACAGUGAGGCCUAGCCUGCCCCAGUGAUGCUGGUCCCCUUUGCUAGGAAAUCCAUCCGUACAACUCCGUGCUGGUCCCAAAAUACUGUGAGCAUGACCUUGCCUGCUGAGAGUUGGGGACGUCCCUUCUUUGGAGACAGUGAGUCAGGAUGCUUCCAUGGCAUUGACUGGACUUUAGUCUCAGGAUCAGAGUGAUGGACCCAGCUUUCAUCCACUGUGGUGACAAAGUCCUCCUGGUUUCCAUGGCACGUCCUUGUCAAGAGAGCCUGAGAGCAUUCGCCUCGUUCCUGCUUCUGCAAAGGUGUGAGUGAGCGAGUGGAGACCUUAUGCAGGUGAAGAUGGUCUUGGGUGAUUUUUUCCAUGGACCCCACACUCAUCUUGACAUUUUGGGCUCGGUGGCGCAGGGUUAUGUGGUGAUUUUCCAAAAUGACGACCUCCACUUGCUGGAUGGUGUGUCCAUCAAGAGCACAGUGGGGUCGCCCUGAGGUUGGAGGUGUUUCCACCAAAGUCCGACCACAUUGAAGUGGACAACGCCAGUUCUUGACUCCAUCAUCUGUUGGGGAAUCCUCACCAUGAACCUCUUUCAUCUCAUCGAACGUCUCCUUUGGUGUGCGGACUUUCGAGUAAAGGAACUUGAGGACUGAGCUGUUUCCACCAAAGUCCGACCACAUUGGGAUUGACGAUGCCAGUUCUUGACUCCAUCAUCUGAUGGGAAAUCCUCACCAUGAACCUCUUUCAUCUCAUCGAACGUCUCCUUUGGUGUGCGGACUUUCGAGUAAAGGAACUUGAGGACUGAGCUGUUUCCACCAAAGUCCGACCACAUUGGGAUUGACGAUGCCAGUUCUUGACUCCAUCAUCUGAUGGGAAAUCCUCACCAUGAACCUCUUUCAUCUCAUCGAACGUCUCCAUUGGUGUGCGGACUUUCGAGUAAAGGAACUUGAGGACUGAGCUGUUUCCACCAAAGUCCGACCACAUUGGGAUUGACGAUGCCAGUUCUUGACUCCAUCAUCUGAUGGGAAAUCCUCACCAUGAACCUCUUUCAUCUCAUCGAAUGUCUCUCUUUGGUGUGCGGACUUUUGAGUAAAGGAACUUGAGGACUGAGCUGUUUCCACCAAAGUCCGACCACAUUGGAAUUGACGAUGCCAGUUCUUGACUCCAUUAUAUGAUGGGGAAUCCUCACAAUGAACCUCUUUCAUCUCAUCGAAUGUCUCCUUUGGUGUGCGGACUUUCAAGUAAAGGAACUUGAGGACUGAGCUGUUUCCACCAAAGUCUGACCACAUUGGGAUUGACGAUGCCAGUUCUUGACUCCAUCGUAUGAUGGAGAAUCCUCACCAUGAACCUCUUUCAUCUCAUCGAACGUCUCCGUUGGUGUGCGGACUUUCGAGUAAAGGAACUUGAGGACUGCUCUGUAUUCCGCUGGGUCCAUCCUCAAACCUCACUCCACUUCCGCACCUGUCACAUCACGACCAUUCUCAGUUCUGGGUUGUAAAUUGGCACGUAACCUAUAGAGACUUUUAUGAUUACACAUGUGCAGUUUCAGAGUCCUGUGACAAAUAGAAGUGGGUCCGGGGAAAUCAUUAAUGAACGCCCCUCAUAUGACAUUGGUCGGCCGUGUCUUUUUCAAAAAAUAAUAACAAAGGAGGGUUGGUGAAUGAAGUUUUUUUUCCUCCAUUGCAGCUAGCUACCGGUCCUUUCCCCAUCUCUUUUUCCUCUGUGUUUUAUGUCACCUUUAGAAUAAUUGUUCGGAGACCCAAAGUAGCUAAUGAAUCUGUGUCUUUAGUAGCUAUAAAAUACAAAAAAAAUGGGAAAAAAAUAAUGAAAAAAAGGUAUGUAUUAUGGACAAGUCGUUGUACCCAACUAUUUGUUUAAACAUGUAUCCAGCCAAUAUCUUGUACACUGUAUGUCUGUUAUUAACCAGAGGUGGGAAAAAAAUAAUACUUUGUAUGUCCAAGUUUAUGCAAUGAAUGUUGUACAUGGAAAUGACGUCCUUUGGAUUAAUAAAUGAAGGUUUCAUAUCUUUAAAAAAAA